Messenger RNA from Fraxinus pennsylvanica, 357 nucleotides. Lineage: Eukaryota; Viridiplantae; Streptophyta; Magnoliopsida; Lamiales; Oleaceae. The record is from the annotation of a GenBank genome assembly.
AUGGAGCAUCAGGGGCAACAAGAUGUCAAAAUCAUCAAGUCUUUGAUGACAAAAUUGCCAAAGCAUUUGAAAGUAAAUCAGCAGGCUGCCCAAGGAGUAGGAAAUGUGGAUUCGAAAGCUAUGGUUUCUUGUUCCAUUUUUCUCUAUAUGCGCAAUGUGCGUUUGCGCGCGCCUACACAUCAGUCGCAUCCGAAGCCAUCUCCGUCCCCGCAUGAAACUUGCUUACCACAGGUUAAAAGGAGAACUGCUAAUCAAAAUUAUUUUUAUGGCUCCUAUGUCAUGCAAUAUGGUGAAUUGAAGCUAAGUGUGGAGAAUCUUUUCCUGUACAUGGGUACAAAUCCUGCUAAUGAUAACUAG